AUGGCGGCGGCCAGGAGCGAAACCAGCAAGACGAUUCUCAAUUACGUCAUCGACACGUCGGUGCUGCCGCGCGAGCUGGACUGCAAGCGCGACCUGCGCCUCGUUACCGACAAGCACGAGCGGUUUUUCAUGCAGUCCUCCCCGGACGAGGCGCGGCUGCUGCAGAUGCUGAUCAAGCUCACCGGCGCGCGCCGCACCCUCGAGGUCAUUGCCGUCGACGUGAGCCGCGAGUACUACGACAUCGGCCGCCCCUUCAUCGAGCGCGCCAGCGUCGCGGGCAAGGUCGACUUCUGCGAGGGCCCCGCGCUGGAGCACCUGGACGCGCUGCUGGCCGACGAGGGCAACCACGGCGCCUUCGACUUCGCCUUCGUCGACGGCAACAAGCCCAACUACAUGCGGUACCACGAGCAGCUGCUCCGCCUGGUGCGGGUCAGCGGCGUCAUCGUGUACGACGACAAGCUGUGGGUGGGCAUGGUGGCGCUGCCGCCCGACGCGCCCCUGUCAGACUUUGACCGCCGCACCUCGGCUGUUAUGCGAGACCUCAACACCAUGCUCGUCGCCGACGAGCGUGUGGACGUGUGCCAGCUCACCAUCGCCGACGGCGUCACCAUCUGCCGCCGCCUCGUGUGA
This is a messenger RNA of Miscanthus lutarioriparius, 630 nucleotides long. Lineage: Eukaryota; Viridiplantae; Streptophyta; Magnoliopsida; Poales; Poaceae. The record is from the annotation of a GenBank genome assembly.